GAGCCGGGCGUGGGGGCUGCCAUGGCGGCGGCGGAGGGGCUGUUCUCGCUGGAGCUGUUGGUGGAGGCGGUGCGGGUAGCGGCGGCGCCGGGCCCCGCGCUGCGCCCGGUCGUGGCGCUGCGCCUCUUGGACUUCCCCACUCUCCUGCUGGGCCCCGCCGCCGCCGCGCCGCCCCUGCGGCCGGGGCGGGCCUUGCCCUUCGGCCGCGGCAAGCGCUGCCUCUUCCGCUGGUGCCGGGCCUCGCUCUGCGCUGCGCUGCGCCGCCGGCCGCUCCGCGCUCUGCUGCUGGCGCUGCCCGCCGAGCUCGCCCCGGGCUCCCCCCGCCUCCUCGGCAGCUGCGACGUCUCCCUGGCCCCCGCCGCUGCCGAGCUGCUGCGGCAGCCCGGGGUGCCCGCCUCUUGCGGCCGCCGGGGCCGCUUCCCGCUGCGGGACGCCGCGGGGCGACCCGUCGGGGAGCUGGUCCUGGGCUACCGCCUCACCAGCCUGGAGGCCGGGGAGGAGCCGCCCCCGCCGGGUCCCGCUAGCCCCCGCGCUGCCACGCCGCCUGCCAGCUCCCCUGAGCCGGGGGACGAGGAGGGAGAGGAGGAGGAUGAGGAGGAGGUUGAAGAGCUGGAGGGCAACAUUUUUUGCCCUCCCGUGCUCUAUUACAGCUGCAAGCCUGCUGAGUCUCAUCUGGUGCCAGCAGCAGCGGCUGCAGGGCAGUGGCAGCACGUUGAGGCCUGGAGACCGCAGGAGAAAGACAUGGGCCAGAACCCCCCACGUCCCAGUGCUGGGCCCUCCUUGCUGCACCCCGUCAGCCCUCGACAGCUCCACAACACUCUGGGGCAGCUGCCGCUGCUUAGUGCCUUGCUGGCAGAGCUGUCAGUGCUCACCCGUGAUGCUAUGCCUGCUGCUGUCCACCCCCAUCUUGCUUGGCUCCACCAGGCCCCUGGGAGCAGUGGCAUGGCCCCCCAGCCCCCCAGCUGCUCCUCUGCCCCCAGGCCUGCAGAGGCACUUGUGGGGCCUGGUGGGAGCAGUGGAGGUGCCAGCCCUCAAUUCAAGCAAGGUGGGCAGGAGGCCACCUCACCAGCAUCAUUUUGGGCUGGGAGAGGACUUAAGAAAGCUAUACCCCAAGGAGAGACAGGCUCUGAAGGGAACUGCAAAACUAAGGAAAACAAACCUCCCAGAAAGAAAUUGUUGUAUGGGCUGACAAAUACAUUGAGGCUACGGCUGCGGCAGACCAACCCUGAUAAGCUGAUAAUUCAUGAAAGGAGGGAGCAGUACAGAAAAAAGCAAAUGGAAAUGCUGAAGAAAAGCCCUUCAUCCAAAAGAAAGCUGCUUAGAAAUGCUGGAGAACAGCAUGGGGUGUUUGACAGGCAUUGUAGCAAGGGAGACAGUUCAAAGCAGAAUAAUCAGUUUGAUAAAACUGUUGAGGCUUCAUUACCAAACAGUGCUCUCAGAGAGCACGUUUCUGUGGCAGGAGAUGGGUCCCCUGACCUGCAGAAACAGGCUAUUGUAAAUCUGCUGAAGAGCAAUGUAGUUGCAAGCAAGGAACAUCCGUGCAAAGUAACUACAGCCCCCUUCCUGGGGGAAACUGCAUUCAGAUCUGCUCACAAGGAAAAGUAUGCGAAAGUCCAACUCCCAGCUGCUUUCGCAUCAGAUGCUAAUGCAAAGGGAAGUAAUGAGGAAGCAAUACACUUAAUCCAUCGUAAAACCACAGAGCACGAUGAUGCAUCCAUUGUAAGUGAUCAUAAACCAAGCCGUAGCAGGAGUGUUGAAAACAACUCUGAAUUCAUAUACUCGGAUGACUUUGUUGCUAGUCCUGAGAACACAGUUUAUUCAGAAGAUUUCACCAGUGCUGAGUGUACAGGCAGAGACUCGGAAGCUCUUGACAGCAGUCCUGAACCUCUGUGGCUUGAAAGUCCAAAGCAAGGUUGGUCGGAUACAGAGCCAGAAUCCAGCAAGUCCAGAAUUUCAAAGACAAGUCAAAGAGCUGGAAGUACUUCAGAUCUUCUGCCAGUUCCUUCAGCUUCAUCUCCAGUUCAGUCUUUGAAGAGAAACCGUGACCUAAACACCAGCAAGAGAACUAGUGUUGAGUCUGUUGAUUCACUUAACCUUGCUCAAAUGGAGGCAUCAUUAUUAGAUGAAGAGCAAGAAGUCCAAGAGAUCAGUAAGAAAGAGAACAGGAGGGAUCAGCACAUUAAACAAGUAUCUACACAGAGAAGCAAAGUUAGGUCUGAUACUGAUCUGAAUACAGGAAAGGGGCAGACCUCUGCAGGAAAAAGCCAGGCAGUAACUCAAGUUAGCUCCUACUUGCCGUCUAACAUGUCUGAUCUUGAACUUGGUGUCCUGGAAAACAGUAUGUCAGACAAAGAGGAUGAUUUUCUGGGAAAACUACUCAUUCCUAACCAAUACAAAGACAUCAGUGAACUUGUAAUAAACAAACUUCCAGGAUACACAAUGUAAUUAUGUUUUCACUGUGUGGAUUAAGAUACAAUAUUUGAACUUCAUAAGGCCUGUUCCAUUUAGUUGCAAUAUAUGCAUGUUAAUUUAAGACUUUAUAAUGCUCAUUUAAUACAUUGGUGAAUUUACUUAAGUUUUUAAAAUAAACUACUAUUUGAAUCUCUCAUGAGUUACUUCAAUAUCAGUAUUUUAAUGUAAAAGUAAUCCAAACAGCACAAGAAACAUAACUUCUUGUGAAAAGCAGAAAUGAAGACAGAAGCA
Molecule: messenger RNA, 2703 nt
Organism: Falco peregrinus (peregrine falcon)
Lineage: Eukaryota; Metazoa; Chordata; Aves; Falconiformes; Falconidae
Gene: MAP10
Product: microtubule associated protein 10
Exons: 1
Coding region: 22-2445 (807 amino acids)
Biological process (GO): positive regulation of cytokinesis; mitotic spindle midzone assembly; cytoplasmic microtubule organization
Cellular component (GO): midbody; mitotic spindle midzone; mitotic spindle pole
Molecular function (GO): microtubule binding
Source: RefSeq, a predicted model, not a curated record